Populus trichocarpa (black cottonwood) is the source of this 3579-nucleotide messenger RNA. RefSeq lists its product as uncharacterized. Lineage: Eukaryota; Viridiplantae; Streptophyta; Magnoliopsida; Malpighiales; Salicaceae. The record is from RefSeq and is a predicted model, not a curated record. The transcript is spliced from 5 exons. Bases 141 to 3392 code for a protein of 1083 amino acids.
UCCGAAAGAGUCCUCUCAACUAGAAAGGAAAAAAAAAAGAAAGAGGUAAAUUAAAAAAAAUCACAACAACGUAAACAGACUUUCAUUUUUGUACCUGAAGAGUUUGAGGGAGGAACUUGGUUCCAACAUUGAGGAACAACAUGGCUAAGAGAUCAGAUUUUGCACAGAAGCUGUUGGAAGAUCUCCGGUCGAGGAAGGAACGAAUGGCUGUAUCUCAUAGCUCAGAAGGUUCAAAAUCAGCUGCUCCAGAUGUACAUGCUUAUUCCAAGCAAAUACACAGAGGAUCCAGAGAUAUGAAGACCCAUAGAAGUAAUGGCAUUAGAAGUGGAAGUGUGCACAGUAGAACUAGUGGAAGUAAUAUAGCACUCUCCAUUGAAGAAGUUUCAACAGAGAUUGUUCCAUUUGGGGGAGGUCGAAACUCCGAACAAAUAGGAGAUCUGUCCAUGGCACUGGCUUUUGCCCUUGAGAAUGGCGGAAAGCUCAGAAGAAUGGAUUCGUCUGGCAAUAGUUCAGUGCUAGGUUUCCUGCAUCAAAUUGCAAGAAGACCAGUGGAAGUAAGCAAGAUGGAAAGAAGCGGUAUUGAUAGGCAUCACUCUUCAAGUAACCGUUUUCCUACACUCUCCCAUCUCCACAUCAAAGAAAUAUCAAAAGGUGCACAAAAGUUAAAUCAGAUCCUGAGAGCUUGUUCAAAUGGCCUUAACUUUGAAUCAUAUUCAUUAGAAAUUGGCAAGGAACUACUCAAAGAGGCCGUGGAUUUGGAAGAGUCCUUGAGGAUGCUUGUAAACCUGCAAAAAGCUUCAGAAUACAUGAUCUGCCCACAGAGCAAAUCUCGUAUCACAUUGCUUGAUGAGGAUGAAGAUGACGAUGACACCUCUACCAAAAAAGCUGAGCAUAACCAACUUGCUCUGCCAAGGUUCUCCUUCGACAAGCCCUCAAGAAAUUCUCAUUACAUCCAGAAAGUUGAAAGGACGGAUCUCACGCAGAGGAUAAUGGCUCUGACUUAUUCGUCAGAAGCUGCAAGUUUCAACCAUGACAAGCACAAUUCAAGUACCUCAAAUUCAGUUUCUCACAAGAAAUCAUCUAGCUAUGGCUCAACUUCUAAAACCUUAGCAGCAUUAUCUGAACAGAAGAAUCAGUCGAGUUCAUCAAAAUCCAAUCCAGAGAAGGCGAGAAUUCCAAAUGUAAUUGCAAAACUAAUGGGCCUGGAGGAACUUCCAGAAAAUGCAGAUUCAAAGCACACAAAGAAAGAGUCAAGUUCCAAGCAGAAAACUGAAAUGAAGGUUACAAAUAAAUCUGCAGAAAGAAGCUCCACACGUGAACGCAAGACAAAAGAUGCUGAGAAUUCAGUACCCACAGUAAGAAAACAAAAGCAGAUGCAGCCCAGUCAGAAUAAGAUGCUUCAGGAUCCAAAACAUGCUUUGCAAGCAGAAAAGAAUCUGCCAGAUCACCAUGCUAGCUUUGAAAUGACUAUGCAUGACGGAAAGCAACCGAAGAAGGAUGUGAAUGGGACAAAACCAGAGAAAGGCUCAAAUAAAGCUAACGUGAAAAUGGAAAGGCACCAAAGCAACAUCAUCCAAAUGAACCAAAGCACAGGAAAGCGAAAGAAUGGUCAGGAUAAAGAGAGAGAACAAGAUAAUACUAAGACCAGGGAGCAGAAAGGGAAAGAACAAGGUGAAACAAGAAAGCUAAUCCGAAAGCAUGAGCUGCAGCAGAUGGCAUCACAGGCACAAAUUGGGUCCGAAGCAGCAAUAACAUUGGAAGGGCAAACAGAGCACAAUGCAAGCAUGCUUAAAAUAGAAAACAGAGAUGAAAACUGGCACCUUUCCAAUGAUCAACCAAAGUCUUCCAAUGACCUUGGAUUCCAACAGGCUCACACAUUCCGAAACUUUCAACAACGAGACAUAAAGUAUCAUGCAGGAGAGGGGGAGUGGCAGACUGCUAAGCAGAAGAUUCAAGAUAGAAGUCAAAAGGGAAGUGAAGUAAUGUCCAGGAAUUUUCCCACCCCCAUGAACGACAUUCUGAAUUUCCAAAAAAGACAUUCGCAGAUGAACCAGGCAACUCCUGGCAGUACAAGUUCUAGAGAAUCUGUUGAUGAAAUGCCAUCCAAAGGGUUUCCAACUAACAGGCACCAUGAAGAUCCUGUCUACGAAAGAAUUUCUAAUAAUAACCAUGUUAAAGUGCAAGAUUCAAUGACCAGGUACUCGAAUCAAGAUUCCUCUCCAAUAGAUCCUAAAUAUGAUAUGAUGGAGAAAAGCAGCACUCCAACUAUGGAAGAAAAGGCAGCUCAUUCACCAGCCACGCAGAAGGUGAGAAAUACCAUGGGACAGAAGGCAGAGACCCCUCGAAAGAUGGACGAACUAGCGUCAAGAAAGUGUGGAACUCCAAACAGCUUGGCAAGGCAACAAAAACGUCAAACUUCUGCUUUGCAAGAAGGUAAGCAGAAAAGGCGCUGCAAACUUGGUGGAUCUACAGUCGAACAAGUGACAGCCAUCAGGUCCAGAGAAGCAGAGGCACGCAUUGUUAAAUCCAGCAAAUCAAUGGCGAACAUCCAGCAACCGAAUGUGUUGGAAGAUCUGCAUAAUAAAGAUGAACAAGCUUCCAACUCCUAUAUUCCCGUGGAAGAAGAAAGCCAAAUCCUAAAAGGACCAAAAAUCCUAGUUCCAAAUGACAGCUGUCAAAACACAAUCUCAACAGUGACGAAUGAGCAACAAGGUCAAGAAUUGGGCAGAGAUCAACUGCAAUCUCACAACUUUGUUUUGAAUUCACUUAAUGAAACUCAUCAAACUAGCAAAGAUAUCACAUACCCCUCACAAGUGAAGAACCAAAAAGCAUUGAAAUUGGUGACACCAGAGCCGCUAAAUGAGAGCGAAAAUCACCUAAAGCGGAUCCUGAUAAAAAGUCAACUAUUCCUUAACACAGCUGAGGCACUUUUCAAACUCAACAUACCUUUCGUCGUUCUCCACGCUGGUAGUCAAGACUAUCACGACGAAGAAAGCAAACUCGUAUUAGAUUGUGGAUACGAAAUAAUGAAAAGAAAAGGCAAAAAGCAAGAGCUCAGUGUCCAUCCAUUCAUGAAAAUAUCAGUCACCUCUAUUAAGGUAAAAUCCUUGGACACCUUGGUCAAGCUAUUGUACAAAGACCUCGAGAAGUUAAAACUCUACUGUAGAAAUGGUAAUGCUGAAUGUCUUACUCCUGUCGAAGACUACCUACCGAAAAUGCUCGAAUGUGAUGUGUACAACUGGGAUAUAGAUGUGAAUUGUAUGUGGGACUGUGGUUGGGACAAGAUGAUGUUUGCAUUUCUUGAAAAGGAUGAUGUUAUACGGGAUGUGGAGAAGUUCGUGCUUGAUGGAUUGCUUGAUGAAGUUGCCAAAGAUCUUCUACCAGUAUUCUGAUUGGACUGAAGAAUUAGGACACUACAAAACUGUUUGAGCAGAUUUUUUUUUGUCUUUUCUUUAUUAUUCCUGUGUAUAUUUUAAAGAGAAUUUUGUGUGAAUUGUACAUUUUUUACUUUUUGGCUCAACAAUAGCAAUGCUCAUUUGCAGAGUUAUAUUUGUAUAAUACAAGAGAAGUUCAACCAGA